CAACCACAACCACAUGAAAAAGAAAAGAAAAAUAAGAAAAAUUGAUAGAAAUAAUCUAUGUGUUGUGUUAUGCUCACAAUUCACAAACUGUUUAAACUUUAAAACAACAAACCGUUCUCUCCGUCCCUCCACUCUCUCAGUACUUUUGAGAUUGUGACUUGCUGCCCUUUGUGUGAUUUCCAGCUACAAUGUGUUUUUACUUAUGAUUUUAGAAGAAUUCCUUGAGCUUUGGAGUUAUGCAAUACAUGUGCUGAUGGUGUUGUGUGCUUAGGGCUUAAGAUGACUGCGGCUGCUGUUGUUGGGCUUAGUGCUGGGAAAAGGAUUUUGAGAUCGUCUUUCUAUUAUUCUGAUUUUGCCGAAAAACUUACUUCUAUCGCUGAACACCGCCAUAUUAUUCCUACAAAAACCUUAAUCGUCGCAAAGAAAAUAGCUAGUCAUAAUCACAGAGGAAUUGAUGCUGCUUCUAUCAUUCCUCCAACUUCUGAACAAUGGAUUCCGAUAUCCUCUCCUUUAGAAGAGAAAACUUUAGAUCCCGAAACACCUCUGGAAGCUCUUCUUUUGCUUCAGAAAUCUAUGCUUGAGAAGCAGUUAGAGCUCUCAUUUGAACGUACAAGCUUCACCGAUCUGCCUAAGGAGAAAUUGCACAUCACAUCAUCAGGAAUUCCAGCUAGGGUUCGAAGGAUAAAGGCCAGGAAGAGAACUCAGGGGAAAAUGUUAUCCACAGAGGAAAGUGAGGGGAAGAAAUCUUCACUCAGUACUGUGAGUCCUGAGCUGCUACAAAAUCGCUUGAUCGGCUAUGUGAGAGGUUUGACAAACAAUGAAUUACUGACUCACGCCCAAGUCGUGAAUUUAUCUCGAAAGAUCAAAGCUGGAAUAUCCUUGGAGGAACAUAAAUCAAGACUGAAGGAAAAACUUGGGUGUGAACCUUCGGAUGUUCAACUUGCAAAUUCUUUAAGGAUGGACCGUUCUGAAUUAACAUCAAAACUAAUUGAGUGUUCGCUGGCCAGAGAGAAGUUGGCAAUGAGCAAUGUACGCUUGGUCAUGUCGAUUGCUCAAAGGUAUCAGAAUAUGGGUGCUGACAUGGCUGACCUUGUUCAGGGAGGACUGAUUGGACUACUCCGGGGAAUUGAGAAGUUUGAUUCCUCCAAAGGGUUUAAGAUUUCAACAUAUGUUUACUGGUGGAUACGACAGGGUGUGUCUAGAGCAUUAGUGGAGAAUUCAAGAACUUUGAGAUUACCUACUCAUCUUCAUGAAAGAUUAAGUUUAAUUCGUAAUGCAAAACAUAAACUUGAAGAGAAGAGGAUAACUCCAUCAAUUGAUCGGAUAGCUGAAUUUUUGAACAUGUCUCAUAAGAAAGUUAAGAAUGCAACAGACGCUGCCAGAUUUGUGUCAUCACUGGACAGGGUUGCCUUCCCCUCUUUGAAUGGUCUACCAGGAGAGGCUUUUCAUAGUUAUAUUGCAGAUGAUUGCAUCGAGAAUAAGCCAUGGCAUGGUGUUGAUGAAUGGGCACUCAAGCAUGAAGUAAGCGAUCUUAUAGACACAACACUCAAAGAGCGCGAGAGAGAGAUAAUACGUCUCUAUUAUGGUCUACAUGAUGAAAGUUUGACUUGGGAAGAAAUUAGCAAAAGGUUUGGUUUGUCAAGAGAAAGAGUCCGGCAGGUCGGACUAGUUGCGUUGGAGAAACUAAAACUUACGGCAAGAAAGCGAAGGAUGGAUGCCUUGCUCGUGAAACACUAGUAUGCCAUAUAAUUCAUAUACUGCAUAGUCUACAGUAGAGCUUAUUGACUGUAUAGUGUAUAUAUAUAUAUACUUCAUAACAAACAAAAAAAAAAAUUGAGUAUAAGUUG
Amaranthus tricolor (Joseph's coat) is the source of this 1847-nucleotide messenger RNA. RefSeq names its product RNA polymerase sigma factor sigA-like. The transcript is spliced from 11 exons. The coding region runs from base 280 to 1737 and encodes 485 amino acids. The record is from RefSeq and is a predicted model, not a curated record. Gene Ontology annotation, molecular function: DNA-binding transcription factor activity. NCBI's taxonomy places the organism in Eukaryota, Viridiplantae, Streptophyta, Magnoliopsida, Caryophyllales, Amaranthaceae. Gene Ontology annotation, biological process: DNA-templated transcription initiation; regulation of DNA-templated transcription.